AUGAACGUGAAAGAUGAAUUCGAUGUGGAUGCUGUCACCCGUGACGGGCUGGAGAACCUGGGCUACAAGCAGGAGAUGACCCGGUCUCGAGGACUAGUACAUAUAUUGUUCACAUAUGGUCUUUCAGCUCCUAUAGCGACUUCGCUCGUUGGAGGUGGUCCAGUGGUAAUGAUAUGGGGAUGGAUCUUGGUGGCGGUCCUCACACAAACCCUCGCUCUUUCAAUGGCCGAGAUAUGCUCCAAAUACCCCACAUCCGCAGGGACAUAUUACUGGUGUUAUCAACUUGCAUCCCCCCACACGAGGCUUCUUGCCUCCUGGAUCAAUGGCUGGCUGACAGUCGUUGGUGUGUGGACGGUUACUCUGAGUGUCACCUUUGGAACUGCUGAACUUAUUGUCGCUGGUGUCGGAAUAUAUCUCCCGGAAUGGAACGCAACAGCAUCGGAAACAUGCAAGCUUUCUUCCAUUUCAUGUUUCAUUCUAGAUAUGAUUUUCCUCGGGGUGACGGCUGUUGCCUGUGUAUUCUGCCUAUUCUUCAACAAGUACCUACCGACCAUCGACGUAAGUACUUACCUGUUUGUUGCUCUGAAAGUAUCACUUACCUUGAUAUGCUUGUCCACCAAGGCCGCGGCAGGGCGUCGUCCUGUCUCUUUCGUGCUCGGGAACUUCGAUCCAUCAUUUUCAGGAUGGACGCCUGGGUGGUCGUUUUUCAUCGGUCUAUUGCCGCUGAACCAUGUCCUAGCAUACACAUUCUCUAGUAUAGGCAUGAUUGCAAACAUGGCCGAAGAGGUUCAUAACCCUUCUGAAAUUCUUCCGAAGGCCAUGAUCUGGUCUAUACCCAUUGGCGCGUUAUCUGGUGUGGCAUUCCUUCUGUCAAUUCUUUUCACGCUUCCGGAUGUUGCUACAUUGCUUCAAGUUUCUUCCGGUCAACCAAUCGGUGUGAUGUUUACUUUGAUCAUGGGCUCCAGGGCCGGUGGUUUUGGGUUGGUAAUAUUCGGUAUCGGUAUGUUUUGUGCAAUCUCCGUAUCCUGCGCCGCUUCUCGGGCAACAUGGGCGUUCGCACCCCUCACUUCGACUGACGUCCCUGCCAAUGCACUCCUGCUCUCCACCUUCAUUCAGAUUGUCCUUGGACUUAUCUACCUCGUCUCCUCAGCUGCGUUCAAUGCCUUCGCAGGGGUCGCCGUCAUGUGUCUCGGGGCAUCCUACGCCAUGCCUGUCGCGAUCUCGCUCUUGAAUGCUCGACAAGACAUGCACGAUGCCCCAUUCAAUCUUGGCAGGUUCGGUACUGUGAUCAAUGCAGUUGCGGUGCUGUGGAUCAUGUUCGUCAUCGUGCUGUUCUCGAUGCCUGCUGUCAUCCCAGUCACGAAGAUUUCGAUGAAUUAUGCUUCAGUCGUAUUUGUGGGGUUUGGGAUGAUCAGUGCAGCGUGGUACAUGAUCAAUGGCCGAUUUUACUACAGAGGGCCUCCCACCCUGGAAGAACCAACAGGUUCCUCGGAAUCCUCAGCCUCUGAUCUGUCGGCCUCCCCACCUUCGAAGGAGAUCUGAAAAACUGAAGGUCUGCUAUGCCACAUUCUCGGACUUGUUUUCAGCAUUACCCACAACCUAUCGUGGAUUUUCUACUGUUAGCUAAGCUUUGAUUUGCAUGGAUUAUUCAAAUUCCUUCCAAGUGGUUGUAAGAGGCAUAUUAUAGAGGGUAUGAGAUUUAGUCUACAUCAUCCUCAUUACACUAGAUGCAUCACCUCAGCCAUCUGAUCAAUAUUAAUGUUGAUGAACUGCACCCAAGCUUUAACC
Messenger RNA from Suillus paluster, 1788 nucleotides. RefSeq names its product amino acid transporter. Lineage: Eukaryota; Fungi; Basidiomycota; Agaricomycetes; Boletales; Suillaceae. Gene Ontology annotation, biological process: transmembrane transport. The transcript has 14 exons. Gene Ontology annotation, molecular function: transmembrane transporter activity. The record is from RefSeq and is a predicted model, not a curated record. Gene Ontology annotation, cellular component: membrane. Bases 1 to 1542 code for a protein of 513 amino acids.